Colletotrichum godetiae is the source of this 965-nucleotide messenger RNA. RefSeq lists its product as uncharacterized. The record is from RefSeq and is a predicted model, not a curated record. Lineage: Eukaryota; Fungi; Ascomycota; Sordariomycetes; Glomerellales; Glomerellaceae. The transcript has a single exon. Bases 397 to 756 code for a protein of 119 amino acids.
GGCCUUUCCAAUAAUAUCUACCUAAAGUCUGGAUUUUGGACGACUUUGAGGUGGCCGAAUGGCUCAAUCAAAAGGGCAGGUUCGCGCCUCCAGACUGGCAGCGCGAGGGAACCGCGCGAGUCCGGCUGUUGCUCUGUGAACGCUUCGAAUCCAGACCUCUAUGGUUUGCCAUGAGGCGUGGAUCAUUCCUGGAAGUGGGAAAAAACACUCGGACUGCCCUCUACAUCUUUGGCGAUAUUGGAUUGGGCCGGUGGGAAGCAACACUCUCAUCUGACCUUCACGCAAUAUAAGGGCGUUCGGUCGUUGGAGUCACUCGGUGAGUGUGAACCAAAUGAUUGAUACCCACACGCGAGCAAUGAUAACAUUGAACUGGAACUGAACUCUGCUGUUCUCACUAUGAAGCGACCUCAAAUGCUUCAACUCGGCAAUCUGGGCAAGAAAAUGUCACACUACUUCGAGACCCGCACAACACUGGCUUUGAUACAUGGCUGGGACAUCUUUUCUGACGUGAACAAAAUAAGCGGCGAUAAGAUCAUCUCUCAUAUGACAGCCAUCCACGAAAUGAUAAAGACGUCGAGCAGCCUGCUGUGCCACCCCUUGUUACUACCCACCACUUUUCUUCGGCUACAUCUGACCAAGGCUGAGAUCAUGAGUGGCCAGCUGAACGAGACUAAUCAAAAAGACUCUCGGCGUCACUCAGGCCGGUCGGCUGGUGAAAAGAACCGUCAAAAGACAUCCGCGUCACCACAAAUAUGAACCGCAUGAUCACGGACGAGAAGGCGCGGAUUAAUACGACGGCGCUCCUGAGCACCACAAUCAUGGAUGCUGUGAGCUUUUUGGGAACGCCAGAGUGGGACGAAGAAUAUAUCAAAUUCCUCCUUCGGGUUAACGAGGAAGUUCGGAGGUAUCAAUAGACAGCACAGCUAUGAAGCCAAUGGCAGUGGUGACGAUGCUCUUCCUUCCUC